Molecule: messenger RNA, 2156 nt
Organism: Mytilus trossulus (common blue mussel)
Lineage: Eukaryota; Metazoa; Mollusca; Bivalvia; Mytilida; Mytilidae
Product: AN1-type zinc finger protein 2A-like
Exons: 11
Coding region: 114-935 (273 amino acids)
Biological process (GO): proteasome-mediated ubiquitin-dependent protein catabolic process; protein targeting to ER
Cellular component (GO): cytoplasm; endoplasmic reticulum
Molecular function (GO): zinc ion binding
Source: RefSeq, a predicted model, not a curated record
UAAGCGGAACUGACGUAAUCAUGAAUGUCAAUAAAUAGAAGGAAAUCUCCAACUCUGCAUAUUCAUCGUAAGACAUUUAGUCAAAUUGUAUAAAAGAACAGUUUUCAAUCAAAAUGGAACUUCCUGGACUUGGAGAAAGUUGUCAAGCAACAUCAUGCAAACAGCUUGAUUUUCUUCCUAUGAAAUGUGAUGCCUGUGGAAAGAUAUUUUGUCGAGACCACAUUCAUUAUAAUACACAUGAAUGUCCAGAAUCAUAUAAAAAGGAUAAUCAGGUCCCUGUGUGUCCACUGUGUAACAGUCCUAUAGCUGUAAAGAAAGGAGAAUUACCAGAUGUUAUAGUAGGCAGACAUAUAGACAAUGACUGUCAGUCUGAUCUAGCAAAGAAAAGAAGAAAGAUUUACACAAACAGAUGCUCAUUUAAAGGCUGCAAACAUAAAGAGUUAAUUCCAGUAAACUGUGAUAAAUGUCAUCAGAAUUUCUGUCUAAAACACAGACAUGAACUUGAUCAUCAGUGUAAAGGAUUUGAAGAAACUGGUCGAGGGGUGUCAAGAGCAGCUGCUGCAGCAGUUAACAGAGCCAGUACUUCUAAUCAACCAAAACCUUCAUCUUCUAACAAGCCAAAAUCUAACCAAGGAAAACCUCAGAAUACAAUGUUAGCUUAUAUAGGAAAAGAUCUAGCAAGAGACAGAAGGGAGAGACAAUCACAACCUACAGUCAACAACACUACUAACUCAGUUCAAGGUGGAAUGAGUGAAGAUGAAGCUUUAGCUCACGCCAUUCAGAUGUCAAUGCAGGAAUCACAACCAUCUGCUCCACAGAAACCACUAACCAGAGAGGAAGAAGAAGAUUUACUCCUAGCACAAGCUAUAGCUGCCAGUCAACAAGAGGCUCAAGCUGCACAGAGGAGACAGCAGGCAUUAACAUCAGCAGCAUAAGAGAAGAAUUGAAGAACUAAAAUUUUCUCUUGUAGCAAGAAGCACAACAAAACAAGAGGUCCUGUAGCCUUUCUUGACAAGAGAAAAGUUCUCAUCAAGCUCAACUAGAUUACAGCUCAACGCCAGUUCUGCCCAGCACUUCCGACAUUCAUUCUCACGGUGCUGACUUCUAAAGAUCUUUCAUGUUGUUACAUUUGGUGGCAGGAGUUGGUAUUAGAUACUUUCAUCAUGACUGUUAACUUUGCACCCAGUUUUACGUUUCUUGAUGCUUAAAACUUAUUUACAUAAUAUUCUAGUGCUAAAGACUAAAGAGUACAUGUAAAACACCUUGUAUUGAAGGUUUUGGUUAUUUUAUGUCAUAUGCUUCUAAUGAUUGGUUGUAUGAUUUAUUUUAUCCAUUUUACACGUAUUUUAUUUAAGAUACUUUCAUGGAAAAAAGAGCUUCAAAUAGUGCAUUAUGGGACACAAUAUAAGUAUAUAAUAGAUUAUGAAUAUCCAUCAUACAAUAAACUGUCUGUAAUAUUAUGAAAUCUAUAAUAAUGAAUAUUUAUCAUUAUGUCAUCUUUGUCUUAUGUGGGGAAAUAAUCACAACAAUAUGAAUAAAAAUGUUAAGGAGAUAAUUAUUCUUGAUUUCUAGAAUGGAGAAUAGAAAUAAGAAAAAAAGAAUUUUACAAAAUUUUACCUUAAAUCAUGCUAUUUAACAGAAAUUCUAAUAACAUCAAACUUUAGAUUGUACAUGCAUAGAAAAGCAAUUUAUGUGAAAUGAAAAAAAAGUUAUAUUUUUUUAAUUUCAAUAUGAAAUUUCAAGGGAGCUAUAAUCAAAUGUUUUCUGAAAAUGAAAAAGAUUUUAGUUCUUUCUACAUAAAAAGAUACAUAAAUUAACUUACUAAAAUUAAACUGUACACUCCUUUACAAAUUUAAUUAUCUCCCUUUAUAAAAUUGAAUAUACUUCUUUAGUAAAUGAAUAGUAACAAAAUAAACUACUCUCCUGCAUGAAUUUGUUAAUUUCAUUACAAACAAAUAUGAACCAAUCAAUUUUAAUCCAUGCUGGCAAUAGACACCCAUACUACCUGUUAUUUUAUAUUCCUGUUUAUUUAUAUGUAGAUUUUAUUUUGAUAAAUGUACUUGGGGAAAGGUUUUAAGAAUUUUAUUCCUAAAUAAAUUGUAUAGAUAUUUUAAAUGUGAUGAUAUGAUUAUGUUAUUAAAAUUAUUGAUCAAUGA